Molecule: messenger RNA, 720 nt
Organism: Geodia barretti
Lineage: Eukaryota; Metazoa; Porifera; Demospongiae; Tetractinellida; Geodiidae
Source: the annotation of a GenBank genome assembly
CUGGUCGCUGUUACCGCUCCCUGGCUCCUGCUCCUGGGUGAAUUUGACUGGACGGCAGGAGUUUCUCAGACCACCGCAAUAGCCUUGGCAGUCGCGGUCGUCAUAAUUUUUGGUGGAUUCCUAGUGGUGUUCACGCUGCUCGCCACCUGGAAAGGAUUUUCCGGCGUGGUGGAGCGGAUGCUGGCGUUUCUGCCGGGCAAGCUCGGGGUUGUGGGUCUGAGAUUCUUCGCGUCGUUUGUUUCCGCGCUCGCCAUCCUGAAUUCGCCGCGCAAGCACCUGGCGCUGGUGGCAUUGUCGGCACCCAUCUGGUUUUGUGAAUUCCUCGUUUAUCUGCUGGUGUCCUAUUCCUUCGAUUUGGGCUCCCACUUCGAAUCGGCGGGCGUCUAUUUGCUGGCCGUAGCGCUACUCACCGCCACCUCGAAUCUGGCCACCGGCAUACCCAGCGCCAUAGGCGGUAUUGGUCCUUUCGAGGUCGUCGCCCAGCAGACCCUCGUCGCCCUGGGGGUAGGAGUCGGUGUGGCAGUGGACUACGCGCUGGUAGUGCACCUGGUGGCCCUGUGGCUGCCGGUAAAUGUCGUUGGCCUGGCUAUCCUCUGGAAGCAGAACCUCAACCUGCGGCAACUGACCAGCGCUCCCGACACUGAACCAGGCGACCAGUCCGCUUCUGAUCCGUCGGAGGGAAGUCCUGCCGCCAAUUCAUCCCCGGCGGGAGGUGGCUAG